CAGCUCACAGUAUAACAAAUGCGCAUACCUGCACAAGAACAACCAGUAUUAGAAAGUCUCAUAGGCAUUCGACAUCGGCUAUCGGCCUUAAAAAAGGAUAGAGAUUCAUAUGCGAAGCCCGAUGUCGUCCUCGGCUUAUGGAGCGAUACAGAAAAGCAGAUAGAAAAAUUGUGCGAGAUACGCUCGGAAAACAUAUGGAACUCUGAUAGCAGAAAUCGACUCAAUGAUGUUCUCGACGACGUCAUGUCUCUCUUGUCGCUGUUCUUUAUGAGCAUAGGCAAGACUAGAGAGAUCCCCGCUGUAUACGCUCAGCUAGUGACCGUCAAACAAUAUCUUGAUCAAUUGGUUGAAAUGGGUGUCUACACAGAGGCAUUAUUAAUUCCAACUGAAGGAAGAUUAAAUGACAUCAAAAGUAUUAUAGACAUGAAUGCGGACAAGCCAGAAAGUACGCCAGCGGUAACUAGUCUUGUGCGACGAAAGCUUUCAAAGUGCAAGGAGACGCUCGCCACAUUAUUUGCCAACCUGCAUGAAGUGUCACCUGAUUUAAAACCCAUACAAAAUGAACUUGUGGAGUUGCGCCGACAACUUUCUCUGUUAGCAGGUCGAGCGUGUGGCUUUUCAGAUGUCGAUAUACAAGAAAUCCAGAAAAGGUUGCGAACAAUUGAUAAUACGAGAGUUGAUGGCAAAUUUUUAGCUCCAAAUGGAUCUAUACCUGCAGGACAAGCCUUGGUGGUCGGCUUAUUGGAGCAGCUUUUCGAGGAAACACAUGAUUUGAUGGCCUCGACAGACAGCGUAUCGGAAUCUCUUGUUCCCAUAGCAGAAAGGCUGAAGGAGAUCAAAUCCAAAUUAGAGCGACUAUCCUUGACCCAUCGAUGGACUCUUCGAGAAACGGAUUUAUACACAUUUCAGCUUCAAUUACAGGAGAUCGAAAAAUUGCGAGUAGGAGGCAAAUUCUUGGAUGCUGAAGGCAAAGUGCCUGAAGGCCAGGCUUUGUUAAAUUUCUUGUUGCGAGCAUGCUAUAGGCUGAUGUCUAAAAUGCUCAGUGAAAGUGUUCCUGUCGCUGAGGCUCUCAUGCCAGUCUACAACCAGCUCAGCACAGUUAGGCGAUGUCUGCUGGAAGUGAACAAAUGGGGUGCACCAGAUUCUGUCCGCGAGCUAUAUCCAUAUCAAAUGAAGUUGGCAAGCAUCGACAACAUGAGAGUCAAUGGUACAUUUUAUGACGAAGAUGGAAUGAUACCGGAAGGACAAGGAUUAUGUGUAGCUAUUUUGAACGAAUGCUAUGAUAUACUUCAUGAUUUAGUCUCUAAAGUCGAGGAUGUGGCCAGCGAUGGCAGUGACGAAGAAGGGGAGUGAAUGUAAUGAAUACGCCAAACUUAGAUCAAGCUUCGAAUUGGAAUAAAACUUGUACUAUCAAUAAUGUUUCAUCAUACACAAAACGGAAGGAAUGAGAUCAGUUGAGAAUUUAUUUGAA
Umbelopsis ramanniana AG is the source of this 1471-nucleotide messenger RNA. RefSeq lists its product as uncharacterized. Gene Ontology annotation, cellular component: nucleus; cytoplasm. Bases 19 to 1353 code for a protein of 444 amino acids. The record is from RefSeq and is a predicted model, not a curated record. Lineage: Eukaryota; Fungi; Mucoromycota; Umbelopsidomycetes; Umbelopsidales; Umbelopsidaceae. The transcript is spliced from 8 exons.